CAUAAUGACUCGGCGGUGAUAACCUCACAUUGUAAUUCUAUAAUCCUUCUGUUAUCGGAGAGUAAUGGUUUAUCACUAACUUUACUAGUUGAUAUCACUUGUCAGUAAACAUUGUCAUACCUUGGACACUUUAAUUACAUAACAACACCACCACAUCACGAUGCUGUUGUCGCGACCGACCACUAUUCAGGUAUUUUCACGUAUACGGAAUUGUGUACGUAAUAUGGCAACCGAAGCAUCAGUCCUGGUUGAAGAACGUGGAAACGCGGGUAUCAUCACAUUGAACAAACCGAAAGCUCUUAAUGCUGUGAACACUGAGAUGAUUCGCAACGCUUACGCUCCUCUGUUGCAAUUCGAGAAAGACAAAUCGCUGGUUAUCGUUAAAGGAGCCGGUGGUAAAGCCUUUUGCGCUGGCGGCGAUGUUGUGUCGCUGGUAAAAUCGGAUCCCAGCUAUGGCCAAGCAUUUUUCCAAGCUGAAUACACUCUCAACCACUUGAUUGGAACGUACACCAUUCCAUACAUUGCAUUUAUCGAUGGCAUUGUUAUGGGUGGAGGUGUUGGCAUGUCAGUACACGGAAAGUACAGAGUAGCAACGGAAAAGACAAUGUUUGCAAUGCCGGAAACUGCCAUAGGACUGUUUCCGGACGUUGGUGGGUCGCAUUUCCUUCCACGUUUGGAUGGAAAGAUAGGAAUUUAUCUGGGACUGACUGGUUUUCGAUUGAAGGGAAAAGAUGUGUUGAAGAGUGGCAUAGCGACCCAUUAUUGUGAAAGUAGUAAACUGGCAAGCUUGGAGAAUGAUCUCGUUGCGUCGAAUAGCUUCGCAGAUGUUGACGCUACGUUGGCAAAGUACAGCAUCAAAGAUGAUUCGGAGUUUGUUUUAGCGAAGAAUUUGGCGCAAAUCAAUCGAUGCUUUGAUGCAUCUACAGUCGAAGAAAUUAUAGCCAAUUUGGAAAAGGAUGGAAGCGAAUGGGCUCUAAAGACAAAAGAGACCUUAUUGAAAAUGUCCCCGACCAGUAUAAAAGUUACACUCAAACAGCUCAGCCUCGGUGCAAAAUUAACGUUAGCCGAAUGCCUUCAAAUGGAAUUUCGUUUAGGGAAUCAUCAUGUUCGCGGCAGCGAUUUUGCGGAAGGUGUACGAGCACUUCUCAUUGAUAAGGACAAUCAACCGAAAUGGAAACCGCCCACAUUGGCUGAGGUGACAAACGAUAGAGUUGAUUCAUUCUUCAAGCCAGUGGCAGGCGUUGAGGAUUUGGAUUUGGAAGCAACUCGAGCCAAGAGUAAGCUUUGAUUCGGCUCCAUUGCAUUCCGACCAGAAUUGCAUUUAUUUUUGGGUGAAAGAAUUGCCGGUUAUGUUAUUCCAAUGUGAUUCAAUUAUAAAUUGAGAAUAAAAUAAAAUUUUUAUAUGGAAA
Messenger RNA from Bradysia coprophila, 1409 nucleotides. It is a transcript of the gene Hibch, whose product is annotated as 3-hydroxyisobutyryl-CoA hydrolase. The record is from RefSeq and is a predicted model, not a curated record. NCBI's taxonomy places the organism in Eukaryota, Metazoa, Arthropoda, Insecta, Diptera, Sciaridae. Gene Ontology annotation, cellular component: mitochondrion. Gene Ontology annotation, biological process: L-valine catabolic process. Gene Ontology annotation, molecular function: 3-hydroxyisobutyryl-CoA hydrolase activity.